CAUGGCGAAGAAGCUGGCGGCGGAUGAUCCGAAUCUGAUCGCUAUGAUCGUCGACCAUCUCAAGAGCCGCGGCCUUUUCGAUGAGUUCCGCAGAGACUGUCUGGCUGAUGUUGACACCAAGCCAGCCUAUCAGAAUCUCAGGCAAAGAGUUGAUAAUUUUGUAUCCAAUCACUUGGCUAAUCAUGAGUGGAAUCCAAGCCUUAACAAAAAUCAGUUGCGUAAUGAACUUCGACAGAGGGUCUGUAAAUCAGGCAUGUUGGAAUCAGGCGUUGACAGAAUUAUCUCUCAGGUUGUCGAUCCAAAGCUGUAUCACAUUUUCAAACCACAGAUAGAGAAGGCAGUCCAUGAAUUUAUGGCUACAGAAAUGAAAGAGGACGUUGUGCCAAAUCCACCUCCAGAGCCUGAAAAACAAGAGCUCUCUGCUUCAGCUUCAGGUACACCCUGAGGUAGCACUUCAAAUGCCCUAGCACCAGCAUAAUGAUGACCGGCAUAAUGUUUUCUGCCCUGAGCAGCAGCAUCUUCAACUGUAGUUGCACAAUCAGUUAAGAAUAAAUUUCAUUCUGAGGCAAAGUCCUUUUCUAGGAUAAACCAAGUUGGAUGCUGUCAACUGUUUACAGCAGCAUUGCUGCAUCAUUAUGUUAAAUAGAGGAAGUCUUGGGAAAUGGACACUGAAGAAAACAUGAAAGUUGUUGGACCGUAAUUGCAGACAGAAUUUGGGGACUUCGGGAACCAAUGUGAACAGACGCACUGAUGCUUUGGGCAACAUUUCAAACUUUGAAGAAAUAUAAAGUGAUUAGAAUAAAUGAGGAAAAUGUUAUAUUAUAAAUGGACAAAUUAUGACUUCCAUUGAAGAAGAACGUGUACUGAGGAGAUGAAGUUUUUAAUUUCCAAUUUCCUAUUUCAUGCAAGAUAGCCUACCUAUCCAAAAGGUAACUCCCUUUUCUAAAAGUGCAUUGAUUCUUUGAAUUUUUUUUUGCACCAAAAUAUAACAUUUACUUUCUUGGGAGUGCUUCAGAGAAUACAGAGUAGAAAGAAGAUCUGUGCUUAUGUUGGCAUCUUUAGAACAUUUAAUGCUCAAUUAUUUAUGGAGCAAUGAUUUGAAUACCCUGUAUGUCAGUAACUUAAGGUUGGCUACAGAAAUCCACUAGUGAAUGGGUUAAAUAAUUUUCCAAAAACUCUUUUGUUAAAAUGUUACUUUAAAAAUAUUGUAUUGAAAGCUUCUAUUUGUUCUAAAUAAUUUAUACUGCUGAAUUUAUAUAUUUACUCGUUACAAUUAAAUCAGAUCAUCGUCCAUUGAGAACCCUGGUAAUUAGUUAGCUGCAUAUUUGUCUUGUUUUACAAUUGCUGUUUCGUUCUGUCUCUCCUAUUCUUGCAAAAGCCUUAUGUUGGGGAACAAGAGAUGCUAUCUUGGUGUACUGACUCCUAGAUUUUCUUCUCUUUUUGGCACUGACAUAGCCACAUAUUGCACUGUAUUAAAACUUCAAGAAAAUUGGACAAACAGAAGCUUAAUUGCCAUAUAAUUGAGUACUAAAUUGUCACUUGCAUGGAACUGAUUUGAUGCUGUAAAGCAAUGCUGGAUAUUUCUCCGUCUUUUGUUCUGUGUCUUGGCAGAAGUGCUGUCUUCUAAUUACCAGCUAUGUAUAUGAACAUUUGGAAUUUUGUUGGUGUGACCUGAGCAGAAGAAGUUCUAAACAAAAAAAAAGGACGGCCUUGUGAAUUUAUUCUUUGAUUUUUUUUGUCAACUUCUUUCAAAAGUAGUGCACCAAACCCCCCCCCCCCCCCACCCCCACCCCACCCCACCCCAUUGCAGAUCAAUUUACAGAAUUGCAUUUGUAAUAAUAUAAAUUGCAAAAUGGCUUUGCAUAUGCCAAGUAAAACAGGGAAUAUAUUUCAGAACUCAGCUCCAUAGUUUGAAUGCAGCUCCACUUGCGCAAGAAAUGAUGGAUGACAUCCAUGAAGCAAUCUUGCACUUAAACCUUAAGGAAUAGGAAUAGAAUUCAGUCAUUCACCCCAUCAAGUCAGAUCUGCCAUUCAAUCAUAGCCAAUAUGUUUCUCAACCCCAUUCUUCUGCCUUCUCCCCAUAACUCUUGAUCCUGUUGCUAAUCAAGAACCUAUCUCUGUCUUGAACACACCCAAUGACUUGGAUGCCACAGUGCUGUGCAGAAAUUGCAGAUUACUACACAAUUUCACAGAUUAUACAGUUACACAGAUUAACCACUCUCUGCCUGAAGACAUUCAUCCUCAUCACAGUUGUAAAGGGUCACCCCUUCACUCUGAAGCUGUGCCCUUUGAUCCUAGUCUUUCCUAUGAGUGCGAACAUCUUCUCCAUAUCCACUCUAUUCAGACCCCUCUGUAUUCUGUAAGCUUCAAUCGGAUACCCUUAUCCUUCUAAACUCCAAUCCAGUACAGACCCAGAGUUCACAACCUUCACCAUAUGACAAAUCCUCCAUCCUUGGGGUCACCCUUGUAAGCUUUCUCUAGAGCCCCUUGAAGGCCACCUUGCCCUUGCUUCGAUAAGGAGUCCAAGAAUCUAAUUACUCCAAAUAUGUUCUGAAAAAAGUCUCAUACAGCCUCUCCAAUAUAUCUCUGCUAUUGUAUUCUGGCCUGCUUAAAGUGAAUGCUAACAUUGCACUUGCCUUCAUAACUGUGUCAUGAAAAUCUAGUGUGAAGCUUACAUGUGCACAACUGCAUUGGGUAAGAAUUAUGGGAGACAGAAUUCUAUCUCUGUCAUUUUUAUAUUGUCCCUAACCUUGAUCUCCAAUUCUUUUAUCCUGGCAUUUGGGUCAGUUCCCUGUAUUUGCAUUAUUAAAUUCAGUUUCCUUUAUCCCAGUGAAAAACACCAGACAUUGCUUUCUCAUUGAAUUCUAGGUCUACCAGGAUAAGGCAACUUGAAGGCUUCAGAUUCGAUCUGAAGUCAGUGCUAACUUGGGAAAUCUUCAACAGGAUGGGACACCUUAUCUCUCUUCAGAGCCCUUAGUUUUAAUAGGUCAGGGGUGCUGCAACUAUUUGUCACAACAAUUGUAACUGGACUUUUCCAUGAUGGAUGAGGGCAAAACUCUGUGGUGAUACUUCCCAAAAUUGAAUGUGCAACCUCAUUGGCUCAGACUAUUCAAGUUGGUUUUGAUUUGGUAGUCGCUGGAUUUCCGUACAGCUCUAUGAAUCGUCUUAAAACAAAGGGAUGGAAGAAGAUCUAAAUACAGACAAGUUAAAAGUUCGAGGCUUUUGUUUUUUUUAAGCUAAUUUUGAUUUGGUUUCUUUUCCAGAAUAGAUUUUUUUUAAACUUCCCUAGAAAGGAGUGUUUUUAUUUGCCUCAUCUCCUUCCCACAGGUAAUGAAUUAUGUAACUUUGCAUGUUUGCUAAAUGAUUCUGCAUUUUCAUUUUACUAUAAUAUCUGGGUUCUCCUUCAGAAAAUGUUACUGAAAUGGGCUGGGAGUGACAGUACCUCUUGGCCUUUGUACCUAUUCACCCCUGAUCAUUUGGUUUGAAUUUCAAAGCAUAUAACCAAGCAUAAAUUUCAGUAAUUUUACUUCAUGUUCAUCUAAAAUUGCACAGAUGAUGUUCUGGUAGUUUAGACCAGGGAAGUAAAGUAUCUGAAGUUAGGAUUUUUGCCUUAAUUUUUGAAAUCCAAGUGACUCUAAUCUAAAGCCAAAGUUUGGAUCACUGGACAUGUGCAAUAAUUAAGCAUUGAGCAUCAGCAGCAAAAACCUGAAUGCUUGGCCCAGUUACUUAAAAGCAUCCUUGAUACCUUGAAGUGGCAAGACUUAGUCAGCUAUGUAGGAUCAUAUCUGUCUCCAGGGCCAAGUACCCUACAAGUAGGCUGGACUGUACAAUGGUCAGUUGAGAAAUCCGUUAUUUCAGGAGAGGAGGGAAAGAGAACUAUUUCAUAAAUGAAAAUGAAUUAGAGACUCAGCUUGACCCAGCAGGGUAUGGUUUCGCCAUUAGCAUAGAACGUGGGGAGAACCCAAAUAUGUUUCAUUCUGGAUGUGUGUUUUCCCUUGGAUCACCCCCACUUUUUAUCAACCAUAUCAUUUCAGGAGUUAAUUUAGUAUUGUUCAUCUCAAUAAUUUGUCCUUCUGCUGGGAAUCUUUAAUAUGAAGUAAAAUUUGGGACGGUAAAAUCCCAAAUGCUCAGGGUUGUGUUUUCUUUUUUCUCCCCUGUUUAUUUUGUGGCCAAUUUAAGUUGCAGAGAACCAUUUAUGUUGCAUAGAGAUCCUUAAAGACAGGUAUUUUCCACCUUAAAAAUCAGUUAGGUUAAAUAAAAAGGUUACACUUUGCCAAGUAUCAAGUUAGAAACCUUUUAGUGCUUCCAAUGGUUUUGCACUGCCCCCAAGUUUUAGUUGAAUCACUGGAUUACCAAGACUGAUUUCAGAGCAUGCUGCACAAAGUAGACCUUUUUUUUAAAUUACUGAAAGCCAUAAGUAUCUUUUUGUCUAGACUAAGAGUCAACAGGGUACCAUUUAUAAAAUUAACAAUGAUGUAGAAUUGUUGGUUCUGUGAACCAAUUGCAGGGCUGGUCCCUUGCAAAUGUAUAGUUACAUGUCUUUAGUCCUGUAGAAGGUGCACAGAAGCACCCAUUGUACUAGCAUUCAGUACCUAAGGUUAAAUUUGUGGUGGAAUCCUAAAUUGAGUUGCUCACUAGGUCUGAUUGACCUAUAUGAUUUUUAUUGACACUUAAUGUAUGUGCUAGCUCCUAGAUGCCUUGAAUACCUUAACCUUGGUGGAACACCUUUCUUUGUUAUUUUUCUAAAGUAAAUUCUAACAUUUCCAAGGGCCAUAUUUCUGGAUUGAGUUCACUUCAUUUUUGUAUGCUUAUGCAAUCCAUUUAAAAAUUAAUUGGUUGCAACUGAUAGUAAAAUUCAAUGGUCUCACUUUUUUGAUAGUUGUGAAUUAGUUCUACCGCAAUUCUGGAAGUUACACACAAUUUUCUUUACAAAAUCUUUCCUGUUAUACGCUUUCAGUAAAACUCAAGAUAUCCUUCCCCAAUUGUGUAAUUUUAAAAUAAAAUUUUUAAAAACCUGUUUUGGCUCUGAAGUGGAAGACUUGCAAAAUUUAAGUGCACUCUAUAUGUCUUACAAAAUAAGAUGGAAUUGAAACUACAUCAGAGAUAUCUAAUCAACAUUUCAUGAGUAGUGCAAAUGAUAUCCAUUUUGGAUUAAUGUUAUACUUGAAGUGCAAUUUGCAAGUUUUGGGCAAGUUUAAUAAAAUUGAUCAUUGUAACUUUUUCCUUUCUAAUGUUAACUGCAACAUGUGAAAAUUGAUAUGAUUAUUUUUUAAAUGUAGACAAGAACUAAUGAGUUAUAUAUUUAUAGAAAUGCCAUUAGUAUAGAUUAUUUAGUAUUGUAAUUUAGGAAGUAUCCUUGUGACAGAAAUUUAUAAUUGGCCAAAAUAUCUCCUGAAUAAGUUUAAAAUUUAAUGGAUUUCCACCUCAUUCUUAAAAAUUGAGUUGCAUCAUGGGAUUGGGGUCGUCAUUCUAUGAAAUGACAAUCACCAGAAUAUGCACAAAUAAAAGAAUUGAACAGAAAAUCUGCAAAUUGUGAUCAACUUGGGCAGCAGAUAAAGAAGCAACAAAAUUGAAAAACGUUUUCUAGCAUUUUACAAUUUGAUUUAUAGAUAAAUUCUGAACUAAUUGAAAUCUUUCAGUCACAACAAUUUAUUUUUGAUAACUUGUGGACCUCUUUUUUUUAAAAAAAAGCCUCACCUAAAUAAAUGUUAUCUUCAUGUCUGUCAGUUUCUAACUUGAAGAAAAAUCAAACACUGUACUGAUGUCUUGAUGUUGAUGAAUAAAAUAAAUUUACUCAGGUAGAUUAUGCUAUAUUAUUGUUACUAAAGAUAUGGUAAUAAACCCAAAGAUGAAGCAUCAAUCCUGUUAAUUCUGCUCCCACAUAUCUACUCAGCUGGUCAGAACUCAAAUAAUAACAUUGUCACUUUUUAUUUCAACAGAGCAAAUAAAAGUAUGGAAAUUAGGCCCAGGAAAAUUAUUGGUUGUAAUUUAAAAGGAGUCUGAUUCUAUAAGCAUAAUAAAUGUAUUUAAUUAACUUUACUGUUUAAAAAUAAUUAAUUUAUAAAUCUGGAGGGAUCUUCUAGAAAGUUAACAUUCAAUGUAUUCUGUAUGAUGUGUAAAAAUUCCAUUAUUCUUGUGUUUAGGUUUGAUGUCCAAAUGCUGUAUUUUAAGAAGGUGACUUCAUUGAUCACCAAAUUCUGGGGAAAAAAAAACUUUGCAAUUCCCUCCUCUGAAAUGUAUGUUCACCAUUUGUGACAGCUGCACUAUAACAAUGUAAAAAUGCAUCAUGUUUGAAUA
Molecule: messenger RNA, 6297 nt
Organism: Hemiscyllium ocellatum (epaulette shark)
Lineage: Eukaryota; Metazoa; Chordata; Chondrichthyes; Orectolobiformes; Hemiscylliidae
Gene: bod1
Product: biorientation of chromosomes in cell division 1
Exons: 4
Coding region: 2-445 (147 amino acids)
Source: RefSeq, a predicted model, not a curated record